AAAUAUGUGAUCUGUUUGGUUUAAAGGUAUAAAGGUAGUGAAGCUGCAUUAGGUUUGAUCUGUGUCUCUGUGUGUGUUUGUGAGAUGGCAGAAGCCAGUAUAUCAUGGGCUCAGGAUCAGUUCAAAUGUUCAGUAUGUCUGGAUCUCCUGAAGGAUCCAGUGACUGUUCCCUGUGGACACACUUACUGUAUGAGAUGUAUCACAGACUGCUGGGAUCAAGAGGAUCAGAGAGGAAUCUACAGAUGUCCUCAAUGCAGAAAGACCUUCAGUCCACGACCUGUUUUAGGGAAGAAUGUGGUGGUCGCUGAGAUGGUGGAGAAACUGAAGAAGACAAGAAUUGAAGUUAGUGGAGAUGUGAAGUGUGACGUCUGUACUGGAAGAAAACUCAAAGCCAUCAAAUCCUGUCUGAUGUGUCUGAACUCUUACUGUCAAACUCAUCUUGAUCAACAUGAGAAUUUCUUCAGAGGUAAAAGACACAACUUGGUAGAAGCAACCGGACAACUGCAGGAGAUGAUCUGCUCUCGACAUGAUAAAAUGAUUGACAUGUACUGCCGAACUGACCAGCGAUGUAUUUGUAUGUUGUGUAUGGUGGAUGCACACAGAAAUCAUGACACUGUAUCCAUAUCAACAGCAAGCACAGAGAAACAGAAUGAAGUUCAUCAGAAGAUCCAGGAAAGAGAGAAAGAUCUUCAGAAGCUCAGAGAGACGGUGGACUCUUAUAAGAGAUCUGCACAGACAGCAGUGGAGGACUGUGAGAUGAUGUUUACUCAACUGAUCUCUGAAGUGACACAACUGAUCAGAGAUCAGGAGAAGACUGCAGUGAGUCGAGCUGAAGGACUUUUGGAGGGACUGAAGCGGGAGAUUGAAGAUUUAAAGAGAAAAGAUGCUGAAAUAAAGACGCUUUCACAAACACAAGAUCACUUUCAGUUUCUCCAGAGUUUCCAGUCUCUUUCUCUCUCUGGAUCUACAGAAAACUUCAAUAUCACUCCCGACAUCUCUUUUGAUGCUGCUAUGAAAUCUAUCACUCAGUACAGAGAGAAACUGCAGCGUUUCUGCAGAGAAGAGAUGAAGAAGAUUUCUGUGACAAACACCCAGAUGAGUUUGAUUGCUGAACCCAGAAACAGGAGGGAAUUCCUGCAAUGUUUCCAUCAGUUCACACUGGAUCCAAAUACAGUGAAUCAUUAUAUUAAACUGUCCGAGUGGAAUAAAGAAGGUACAGUCGUAACUUCACCCCAGCCGUAUGUGGAUCAUCCUGACAGAUUUGACGGCUGGACCGAGGUUUUCUGCACAGAAGGUGUGAAUGGCCGCUGUUAUUGGGAGGUGAAUUGGAGUGGACAGGGAAAGUUGGGUGUAGAUAUAGCAGUGGCGUAUAAGAGCAUGAGCAGAAAGGGAAAUGGUCUUGACUCUGCAGCUGGACGUAAUGAUCAAUCCUGGAAUUUAUUCUGCAGCCCGAAUUAUUAUUCAUUCAUGCACAAUAACAUGGAGACGAUUCUUUCUAUUAGCCCAACCACCUCAAGAAUAGGAGUGUAUGUGGAUCACAGUGCAGGAAUAUUAUCUUUCUACAGCGUCUCAGACACAAUGACCCUCAUCCACAGAGUUCAGACAACAUUCACUCAACCUCUCUAUCCUCUGUUUGGUCUGGAUGAAUGCACAUCAUUCAGACUGUCAUCUAACAUUAUUAAUGAUAUUGAGAUUCUGGCUGCAUUAUUGUCAUUAUAGUUGCAAGAUUAAUCCCUAAAAGGUCAUUCACACACUGAUUUUUGCCGUUCGUCAGAUCAGUGUCAAUUCUUACUCUUUAUUC
Misgurnus anguillicaudatus (oriental weatherfish) is the source of this 1801-nucleotide messenger RNA. The record is from RefSeq and is a predicted model, not a curated record. Lineage: Eukaryota; Metazoa; Chordata; Actinopteri; Cypriniformes; Cobitidae.